Molecule: messenger RNA, 1909 nt
Organism: Tricharina praecox
Lineage: Eukaryota; Fungi; Ascomycota; Pezizomycetes; Pezizales; Pyronemataceae
Product: homoserine-O-transacetylase
Exons: 5
Coding region: 233-1834 (533 amino acids)
Biological process (GO): L-homoserine metabolic process
Molecular function (GO): homoserine O-acetyltransferase activity
Source: RefSeq, a predicted model, not a curated record
ACUUAAAGAUCAAGCAACGGCUUCCCCCGCGCCCGGAAGAGAAAAAAAUUGGUAACUAAUUCCGGGCUUCUUAGAUCGCUCACACGCAAAGCCCUAUGAUACCACUACUGCGGCCAACCCUCCCCUCGUCCCCCUCCCCACAUGCCGCCUUCUCGGCAUUGUCACCUAGCCCAUAUAAUCGACUGAAUCCCCACACUCAGAACACACUCCCAAACCAGACAGAAACACCACAAUGACCGCCAGCAAAACCACCAUCACGAACAGAUCCCUAGCCCCCGGACGGUGCCCUACACCACAGUAUGAAACUGUCACCAAGCAGCCCGAGAACCCCUUCUUCUCCCUGAUCGCCGGCCAACGAAUCGCGAUCAUCCCAGAGUUCACACUAGAGUCAGGGGAAAGCCUCUCGAAUGUCCCAGUCGCCUACAAGACCUGGGGAAGACUCAACGAUGCCGGCGAUAAUGUCAUGGUGAUAUGCCAUGCGCUCUCCGGCAGCGCGGAUGUUGCGGAUUGGUGGGGCCCGCUCAUCGGGAAUGGGAAGGCGUUUGAUACCAGCCGGUUCUUUGUCAUUUGCUUCAAUACCCUCGGUAGUCCGUACGGCAGUGCGUCGCCCGUCACGAUAGAUCCUCAUACCGGAAACUAUUAUGGCCCCGAGUUCCCGCUGUGUACCAUCAGAGAUGAUGUCAACAUCCACCAGCUCGUCCUUCAAGACCUGGGCGUGAAACAGGUUGCGAUCGUUAUCGGUGGUUCCAUGGGUGGAAUGCAAGUUCUCGAGUGGGCCUAUUUCGGGAAGGACUAUGUCAGGGCGAUCGUACCGCUUGCCACCAGUGCCCGACAUUCAGCGUGGUGCAUUUCGUGGGGUGAAGCACAGAGACAGAGUAUCUCCGUCGACCCGAAAUAUGAUGACGGCUACUAUCCCUUUGACGACCCUCCGGUGACGGGACUUGGCGCGGCACGCAUGAGUGCGUUACUCACAUACCGAAGUCGCAAUUCCUUCGAGUCACGAUUCGGCAGAAACACUCCGGACCCAAAGCGCCAUCCCUACGUAAACACACACCUCGAGGCUCGCCGGAACCCGUGCACCCCGAGUGAAGAGCACUGGUCGAUCCACACCGAUGGCUUCAAAAACACCAGAAAGCUAUCCUCACGGCGAACAUCCGUUACCUCCUCACCGACAACCGCCUCACCGACAACCGAGACAGCGCCAGAGAUUCCAAAGGAAUCUACACCGCCUUCCUCGUCCAAUGGAAACCCCCCCGCAAACCCCGAGACUCCGAAGGAAUCUACACCACCUUCGACGUCCAAUGGACACCGCCCCACAAACGGCUCGAGGCGAUCCUCGCUCAGCGGCCACGGCAAUGGUAGAGCAAACCAUUAUUUCUCCGCUCAAACUUACCUGCGCUACCAGGGCGACAAGUUCGUCAAGCGCUUCGACGCAAACUGCUACAUCGCCAUCACGCGCAAGCUAGACACACACGACGUAUCUCGUGGACGUGUAGAGAAUAACGAUAUCCACGCCGCGCUGCGGCUCAUUGAGCAGCCCACGCUUGUAAUCGGUAUCGAGAGCGACGGACUGUUUACGUACGCUGAACAGCAGGAGUUAGCGGAGUGUAUUCCUAACGCGAGGUUGGCCACAAUCGACUCUCCCGAGGGCCACGAUGCGUUCUUGCUGCAGUUUGAGGAGGUCAAUAGUCAUAUCUUGGGCUUCUUGAAGGAGGUGCUGCCGGAUAUUAUGGAGAAGCCGGGAAGUGAGCUGCAUAGUGUCGUUGAGGUUGAUGAGGAGGAGGGAGUCGUGAAGGCGAGUGUUGGAGAGGUCGAUGAUAUCACUGCAUGGUAGAUAGAUAGACUCGGAUUGAGUGUCAGUCAGGGAUUCGUUUUUGAAAAUUCUUUGUAAUCAUAGUGAAUAUUCGUC